CUGUCGCGCUGUGCCAUGGCGUCUCGCAGCGCUGCGCUCCCGCGCCGCAGCCAGCGCUCCGCAUGUACCCCGCUGCAACAAUCCUAUGAUGUUAAAUCUUCAGAUGCACUGAAAAGUUCUCUGUCCUCUGAAACAUGUCAACCAGUUAGGAAGCAGAAAAGUGAGACAAAUCUGAGCAGUGAGAAGAGUGCACCUACCCCUAUAACUGUCAGGAGGCUCACGUCUCUCGGAUCAACACCUGCUAAUGGGACUCUGAAGCCUAAAAAAGAUGUUCUCCUUAUGAAAGAGAAAAAGAAACAGAAGGCACUGGAGAAGGAGAUUCGUGCAUUAGUGAGAGAACGUGGAGAGCAGGAUAAAAAACUUCAGGCUCUGGUUGAGGAUUUUGUUAAGAAUGAAGCAAAGCUGAGUGCUGCAGUUCAGGAGAAAACAUCUCUCUUGGCAAAUGUUGCAUGCCUGAAAAAACAGCUUCUGGAACUAACAAGAACCAAUGAACUACUCAAGUCAAAGCUGUCUGAAGAUGGUGCGCAGAAGAAAAUGAGCAGCCUAUGCAUGGAGUUAAUGAAGCUCAGAAACAAGAGGGAUGCUAAGGAAAAGACUGCACUUGCAAAGCAGGAAGACAUGGAAAUGAAGCUGCAGGAAGUACAAAGGAAUCUAGAGCAUUCAAAAGGAGAAGUAGCACAGUUGCAAGAAAAACUGUCUGCUACUGAGAGAGAGAAAGUUGAAGACAAGUCAGACACUGAAAAACUUUUGGAAUAUGUCACAGAGCUCAGUAGUGUUGUGGAAACAGUUGAUAAGUACAAGCUAGAUGUUGCCCAGAUGGAGGAGACAGUGAUAAAGAAAGACCAAGAUAUUGAGAUCCUGCGGGAUACCCUCAAAACAAAAGAGGAAGAAUCUUUUAAACUGAUAAAAGAGCUUAAUGACAGGUGUCAAUUGCUUCAACAAGAAAAAGAGAAAGAGUUGUUGGAGACCAGAGGAAAAUUCCUAAGUAUGAAUGCUGAAAUAGAAGACUUGAAGAAAAAAUUUUGUUUAGAAGAGCAAGAACACCAAAAACUGCUUCAAAAAUGUGAGGAGAUGGUCUCUCAGCUGGAGCAAGAGAAGGAGUCAUCUGCAUCAAUGCACCAGAAGUUACUAGAGUUCCAAGAUGAGGUAACAAAUGAGAGACGUAUUCUUGAAGAAGAGCUGAAUGAUACCAUGAACAAGCUGAACAAACUGCAUGCUCAGGAGAAGAAAGCUGGAAAGUUGGUGAAGCGGUUGGAACAAGAAAUCAAAUCUCAAGCUCUUGAACUUUCAGAGAUGGAAGUAAAGCUGAAAGGGAAGAAUGCUGAGUUGGAGCAAAUCAAUGAAAUGCACAGCAAAGCUGUUCUGGAAAUCCAAGAAGAGCACAGCAAUACAUUGCGUAAACUUGGAGAGACUGUUGCUGAGUUUGAAAGUUACAAGAAGACGAUAGCUGGAGAAAUAUGUGGUCUUAAACUGGAGAACACUUCUCUGCGGGAAGAAGUUGCCAACCUAAAAAAAGUAGGCCAAGAUAAUCUACAGCAGCUUCAAGAAGCAGAAAUCACUAAAAACAAAGCAAAAGAAGAAUGUGCAAGGAUGCUUUUAGACAUCCAGACAAAGCUUGCACUAAAAGAAGCGGAAACGGAGAGAACAAGAGAGUCUUGCCUUGCACAAAUGACUAAACUUCAGGAAAAACUGGAUGAGCAAACUGAAGAUCUGAAAAGAAAACUCGAAGUGGAAAGAUCAAGGAAAACCGUAAAGGAAGAUGUGACCUCUAGCUUAAAAGAAGAGAUAAAGACCUGGCGUAAUCUGUAUGAGGACUUGUGUAACAAAACAAAGCCUUUUCAGCAACAACUAGAUGCAUUUGAAGCAGAGAAGAAUGCACUCUUAAAUGAGCAUGGUGCUGCCCAAGAAGAACUGAAUAAGCUAAGUGAUGCAUAUGCUAAACUACUUGGCCACCAGAACCAGAAGCAAAAAAUCAAGCAUGUUAUGAAGCUGAAGGAAGAGAAUGCCCACCUAAAGCAGGAUGUCUCAAAACUGCGUGCAUUGCUAGCCAAAGAAAAGCAAAGCAACAGACAUCUUCAGGAGCAACUGCAUGCAAUUCAGGGCAUUCGGCGUUUCGAUCCUUCUAAAGCUUUCCAGCAUGACAGCAAGGAAAAUAUCCCUCCAAAAACUCCUUUUAGAGAAGGUAAUAAAAAUAAAAUUUAGUCUCUCGGUACUAAGAAAAAUACCUUAAGUUGCCAAUAAACUCCCUCAUGUACUACAGAAGACUUCAACAGACUACUGUUCAAGGUGAACUUGUAUUAUAUACAGCAUCCAACUUAGUGGGAGUACUAGAGAAAUGGUCUAAAACUAUGUAUUUUUUUUAGAAGAACUAUGCCUGGUUAUGCUCUUACUGAGAAGCCAUGAGCAUACAGGUGACUGUAUGUUCCAGGUGCCUGGUAACAUCAUUGCACUCUUUAACUCACCAAUUCAUGUUUUUGUAUGCUGGAGCUGCUUAGCUUGGUUUCGACAGAGAAACUUAAGAAAAGGUGAAUAAGCACUGAAGAGUAAGGAUGAUGCAUUAAAUUUAGUUUCAUGAAAGAUGGGGUUUUUUUUUUAUUCUAUCUCAUGUUUUUUUAAUGUUUAAUUUUGCUAUUUAUGAUUGUUUCAAUACCAGUGACGACAAUGCUGCCAGGAGACACACUCUCCUCUACAGCCCAAACAAUAUAGAACCAGUGUAGAAAACUGGACUGCACAGUUUUGAUAUUCUUAAUGGGAUCUAUGUUCAGGACAUGCUAAUUUCAAUCUUGGGGCUGGAUACUGCAGCUGUUGAUCUCCAAAAGAGGAUUUGCUGCUCAAACUCUAAUUGACUGCAUUUAGGAAAAUGUUUGCAUACUGAUGCUAAGAUUAGUGUCUUCAGAGAUCUGUCUCUUUUAUGAAUGCUGAGCUCACUGGACUCCCACAUUGUCAUAACUUUGUAACUGUUGUAAUUGACCAAUGCUACCUGAAGGGGAAUAACAUCAGAACUUGUCUUAAUGGGGUGGGAGGAUCCCUGCUGUGUACACACAUUCGUUGUACAGACCUGAAUUUUGGCAAUGUGGGAAGAAUCUGUUCGCAUCUAAAAUUAAGAAUGUUUCAGCACAAUAAAAAUUUUAAAUUAAA
This is a messenger RNA of Strigops habroptila (Kakapo), 3138 nucleotides long. RefSeq names its product hyaluronan mediated motility receptor (gene HMMR). Bases 16 to 2202 code for a protein of 728 amino acids. The transcript is spliced from 18 exons. Gene Ontology annotation, molecular function: hyaluronic acid binding. The record is from RefSeq and is a predicted model, not a curated record. Gene Ontology annotation, cellular component: membrane. NCBI's taxonomy places the organism in Eukaryota, Metazoa, Chordata, Aves, Psittaciformes, Psittacidae.